Molecule: messenger RNA, 3815 nt
Organism: Megalops cyprinoides (Indo-Pacific tarpon)
Lineage: Eukaryota; Metazoa; Chordata; Actinopteri; Elopiformes; Megalopidae
Gene: lima1a
Product: LIM domain and actin binding 1a
Exons: 11
Coding region: 169-2307 (712 amino acids)
Biological process (GO): actin filament bundle assembly
Cellular component (GO): actin cytoskeleton; plasma membrane
Molecular function (GO): actin filament binding
Source: RefSeq, a predicted model, not a curated record
AGCCUAAUGAUGUCUGCUUGGUGAGGGGAUGCACGUUUGCUUACAUGCGGGUUGUCGUAUUUUGGGGGGGUAAUACAGAGCUGAAAACACCCCGUUAUGACUUUUUUCGAUAAGAACUAACAACCAGUGGGAUUAUCCAUUUAACUGCACCUGUACAAGCAUCAAGACAUGGCAGCAGCACCUUUCAGCCGCAGUCAGUGGGCAUCCCAGUCGCUCCGGGUCACUGCCAGGGAGCUGUCGCUGGUCAGCGCGCGGGGCAAAAGCAACGCCAUCGCUGAGCGCUUCUCCAAGUAUCAGAAAGCCGCAGAAGAGGUGAACUCUGAGAAGAAAAAAGUGGCCGUGGAAACUGUGUCCCCCGCCCUUUGCCGUGGCAACCUGAGCGCGCUGAAAAAGCGCUGGGAGCAGCCCCCCUGCCCGGACCAACCGGCAGCCUUGCCCUGCACCUCGCCCCGCCCGCACCUCCCACCCCCAGCGGGCUCCACGCCUGAACCCAACCCAGAGAGGGACAGCAGCCCCGCAAGCACCCGGUCCCCGCUCCCCCCAGACAGCGGCAGCCCCUGCCAGUACCCCAUGAACGGAGAGGCGGAGGCAGGCAUGGAGAGGAUGAAGCCAGAGACAGAGGCGGAGGGUGAGGGCGUGGCCGCGUCGCUGCCCAGCGCCCACAUCGAGAAGCCCAGCGUGCCCCUCCACAGCCUGAAGCUGAUGUUCGAGAAGGGCGAGGGGUUGCACAAGAAGGUGUCCAGAGAGCCUGUGAGGACUGGAGGAAACGGAAGCAUCUACGCUGCCAGCCCAGAUCUGCAGCCAGGAGACAGAGGGGUUCUGGACGGGGUGACACCGUCGGAAAGCCUGCCGGAGACCACGCCUCUCCGGGACAGGAUGGCCAUGUACCAGGCAGCCAUAUCCAAGCAGGACACGCCUACCUCCGCACGCAGUGGUGAGCAGGUGGAGGCGGGGGUGCGCAGUCAGGUUGUGAAACAGAAGGAGAACAUGCCCCCAGGCUGCACAGACAUGAGUCCCACCUCUGAGCCCAGGAGCAGAAAGGAUGACGGCUCCCAUGCUAGCACUCCUGUGUCCACAGCACAACAUGACAACAGCCAGUCCAAGACUGUCAGGAAGUUUGGUCUGCCUGUGCGGGAGACCUGUGUGGCGUGCCAGAAGACUGUAUAUCCACUGGAGCGGCUGGUUGCCAGCCAACAGGUCUACCACAAUGCCUGCUUCCGCUGUUCGCACUGCAAUACCAAGCUAAGUUUGGGGAAUUACGCAUCCCUGCACAGCAAUGUGUACUGCAAGCCACACUUCAGCCAGUUGUUCAAAUCUAAAGGAAACUAUGAUGAGGGCUUCGGCCACCGGCCACACAAGGAGCUGUGGGAAGCCCGGGGAGAGGGCGGGGAUGAGGAUGGCACAGAGCAGGUGAAGGAGAGGGCAGAGUUGAGCGAUGCCAAACUGGAGAGCCCCACAGUAGAGGAGUCACCACUGGCCAAAGUCAACAUUCUGGCUGCAACACUGGAGACGCGCACGCAGGGAGCCUCAGAGACCCCGGAGAAGCCAGUGGAGACACGGCGGUUGAAGAUCUCCUGGCCACCGGCUACAGAGGGAGAGAGAGGCCCAGGGGGGGCCAGCCCCACCCUGGAGGGUGGAGCCAUCAGGCCUCUCCGUCCCAAAUGGCCCCCUGAGGACGAGGUCCCAUCCCAGGUUGAGAGCCCAGGACAGACCGAGCUGACAAACCUGCGCCAAAGCUCCUCCCUCAAGGAGCGCAGCCAGGCGUUCUCCCAGGCAAGGCCUGGCUCUUCUCUGGUCUCCCCCAGAGAGCAGCCCCACCCACAGAGGGAGGCACCAGAGAGGAUGGGCUUGUUGGAGGAGAGCCAGCUCACCCCACAGGACCAGAUCGGAGAGAGCAAGACCGAGAGGGACGUGGUGACCUCACAGGAGGACAAUGUUGUAAAUGGGGAGGUCGGUUCUGAGGAAGAGGAGGAGGAGGAGAAGGUGGAGGAGGAUAAAGAGCACAGCUCCACUCAGGAAGCAGAAGAGAGACAUGGAACAUCUCCAGGGGAAGAAGAGGAGGAAGAGGAAAAUGAAGAAGAGGAAGAAGGCGAAGAGCUGGAGCAGCUGUCCUCCCUGAAAUGCCAGAAGGCCCUUCCAGACGGCCUGUCGUCUUCCCCCCCGAUAGAGGGCAAGCACAACCGGACGUCCCAGGAUGUGGGCUUCUGGGACGGGGAAGAAGGCGAAGAGGAAGGCGGAGAACUGACCGUGGAGGAGUUGAUCAAGAGGAACCGCUGCUAUGAGGAGGAGGAAGAGCCAGAGGAAUGAGUCAGCUGCCUCCCCAUCCAAAGCCAUAUACUUAAAACAAAAGAUGCAUUCCCCAAAAGAGGCAAGUCCGCACCCCUCCCCCCAUCUUCUUAAACUUGUUUAUUGAACCCUUCUGAAACCAAAUGGAGAAGUGAGGUCUUGCCCUUCCAUCACAAAGAUGGACCCAGGAGUGCUGCUUUUGUCUUUUUUUUGUGCAAUUCCAGUCUUGGGCGUUCAAUAUUCUUGUGAUUUAUGUCAGUGUUUUUAAAUGUUUCUGGAAAACCUUCACUUGCUUUCAAACCUUAGGAUUUUUGUUAUUGCUGCACAUUAUCAUCUAUCGUACUAUACCAAGCAAACCGCAGGCUAAUUUUGAGAAAUUUUAAAUGGUCCACAAUUGUAAUGCAAGGACAAGCUGGGACAGACUGUUUUGAAAGCAUUUGGUACUUAAACCCAUUGGAACACACAUUUUUAGUACAUCUUUGAAUGCUAAACAAGCUUUUCUUGUCUUAAAUCAAAAAGAAUUAAACUAUGCCAUUUUUAUGGAGUAGUCUUACUAUAGCAUAGGGACUUUGAACUGAAAAGUGCAUUUUAACAGACUUUGUUUGAUUUUGUUGAGAGCCUGUUUUCAGGAGUAGCCCUGACUUCAAAUACCGUAUGGUAGAGGGAUGACCGUGAACCCCAGAUCUGACCCAGGGAUAGAUGUUGAUUGAAGUGGACCGCAGUUAACACUGAUCCCCACUGAAAAUAAUUUCCCGCAAGGGUACAAGCCCUCUGUGUUUAAAGGUGGAGAAUCAGUAUGAUGGCGUACAUUCUUUUGAGAGGAGGGUUUGUCUGUGAAGGGGAGCGGGCAUCCACCUUGGUGCCACACACAUCCCUAUGGGCCAUUUCCGUAUGAUCGACACCACCUCUGGGCUAACACGCCUCACACAGAUAAAACGACUCAGAAGUCACUGGUGGGAAGUGGUAGGGGUAUUUUGCACACUUUGUUUUCAGGGUUAUUUUGCACCUUUGCUUUUUCCACAUGGUGUAUGUUCAGGAUUUCUACACAGAGAGGUGAUAUGACCACAGACAGCCUGUAUGAUGACCAGAUAUUCAGCCCCUGCCUUCGGUCCUCUUGUACGCUCAGAUCAGUAAGAGGAGAUUCCGGUGUUGUCUGCACUGCUAUGCUAGCUGUGGCUGUUCUGUGCCAACAUCUCAAGAAUGUUCCUUAUGGGCCAACACACCAGAACAGCUUCAACAAUGGCAGACCGAACUUUUAGCGUGAAGCAUGCCAAGCCUACAAUCUGGUCAAUACUUUAAAAAAAAUCUGUGAUCUGAUUGUCAUCGUAGAAAUCAAGAUUAUCAUCAAAUGUGUGUUAUUCUUCUCCUUUAAGCCAUACUCAGUAAGUAAAGGAUUUGCAAUACUUUGUACAUUCCAGUUGACUGUAGGUUAUGAAAGCUGGACACGUUUUUUUAAAUGGUUGAUAUUUUAUCUGGGGACCAAACUAAUCAUGUUUUUGUCUGAAAUAUUAAUAAAUGAUUCAUGCAUA